AUGUCGUACUGUAACAGAAAUUUUGUGAUUUUUUUGCUGAAACAAACGGGGUAUCCUUACGUAUUCUGGAGUUUCAUAAACCGCCAAGGUGUAGCUGUUGGAUUGGAACUUGCAGAGUUUGGUUCCGUUGUAGUUGGUAUUCAAUACGAAUUCCUUUGGUGCCAUGACGACUUCAUAAGCAACCUUGAAGUGGCGUUGAAUGAAGCUGGAAAGAGUUUGGACGAGUGGUCCAAGGGUUUGUGGUCCACCGGCUCCGAACAAGUCCAAAGUUUUCAUUCCGGUCUCUACGACAUUCUUGAUAGUGCUGUCGCAGCAGAAAAGCUUGCCUGGCUUGGCAAGUUGACGGUCCUUCCACGAUGGGCAGGUGUCAUCUUGGCCUAA
Molecule: messenger RNA, 381 nt
Organism: Caenorhabditis remanei
Lineage: Eukaryota; Metazoa; Nematoda; Chromadorea; Rhabditida; Rhabditidae
Exons: 1
Coding region: 1-381 (126 amino acids)
Source: RefSeq, a predicted model, not a curated record